GGUUGAAUGCCAUGUGCUUCACGUUCAAAUCCAUAACAACUUGAUAUCACUGUAAUGCAUUACUGUUGAAUAACAAAUUAAUUAGAUGUCAGAUGUAGAAACUCAAUUGGCAAAUAACAUAAAUGUUGAUGAUCUGUAAAUAAGACAACCUUCUAUAGUGUCAGGUCUCUUGAGAGUAAUUUGUCAAUCCUCACAGUCACACCUCUGAUUCCAGCCUUAAUGACAGGAAGCUAGUAACUGGGGCGAAACAGAUGUAAACAAACUCAUAAACUUGAACCUGAAUGCUGUAAAAACAAAAAUACACUGGCUAGUGCAACUAAGGCUUCAUACAAAGCAACUGGACUUAUUCUUUCAUUGCUGAAUAGAACAUUGUAGAACUGGCUACAACAAGGAAAAUUGUAGAACCAAUUAGAACAAAGAACAUUGCAGUGAGUUACAACCAGGAACAUUGUAGAACCAGUUAGAACAAGGAAAAUUAUAUAACCAGUUACAACAAGGACAAUUAUAGAAUCAGUUACUACAAGGAACUUUGUAGAACCAGUUAGAACAAGGAACAUUGUAGAACCAGUUACAAGGAAUAUUAUAGAACCAGUUACAACAAGGAACAUUGUAGAACCAGUUACAAGGAAUAUUAUAGAACCAGUUACAACAAGGAACAUUGUAGAACCAGUGACAAGGAAUAUUAUAGAACCAGUUACAACAAGGAACAUUGUAGAACCAGUUACAAGGAAUAUUAUAGAACCAGUUACAACAAGGAACAUUGUAGAACCAGUUACAACAAGGAACAUUGAAGAACCAGUGGCAAGGAAUAUUAUAGAACCAGUUACAACAAGGAACAUUGUAGAACCAGUUACAACAAGGAACAUUGUAGAACCAGUGACAAGGAACAUUGUAGAACCAAGUUACAACCAGGAACAUUGUAGGACCAAGUUACAAUGAGUAGAACGGAAAGAGGAGCCAAACAAGUUAAAGAAGAACAAUGUUUACGCUUCAAUACUGAUACUGGUUCCACUUCAACAUAUGUGCCAUAUAUGGAAUAUAACAGUAAAGCACAAAAACAAUCAAAACAUAUGCUACAACCUAAUAAUCAGCAUGUUAAGAGGGUGUCUCCAACUUUCCAAAUAUUGAAACUCAAGAAUGAUAUGUCCCAUAGAAAGCAUGUUGGUAAAAAAUGGAUUCAACGACAAAGAAGUGUUUCGGAAAGUCUUGGGCCUGAAGAAGACAGACUACGAGAGACCUCUAUGUCUGGGCCCAUUAAGGGUAUACUUAUCAUCAUAGCUAUGUUAAUGCUCAUACAAGGAGGAAACCUGAUCUUUCAAAGUGUGUUUGACUCUCCCAUAUUUUCAUGGGAAUCCAUGAGAAAUUCACAACCAAAUGAGAUGGAAACAAUAUUCUCAUAUUGUCACAAUGUUGAAUGAAACAAUACAUAAUUAAAUGUGAGAAUGUUCAACUGUUGAACAACUCAGCACGAACUGUAUCAAUUGGAAGAAAACAUGUACUUUGGUCUAAACUCAGGGCUGUAUAUUGGUCA
This is a messenger RNA of Owenia fusiformis, 1531 nucleotides long. The record is from the annotation of a GenBank genome assembly. NCBI's taxonomy places the organism in Eukaryota, Metazoa, Annelida, Polychaeta, Sabellida, Oweniidae.